AUGCCAAAAUACGACCUAAAGUCGCAAAUCUCUCGCAUAACUACACCCAAGUUCAAGGCAAAGAUUCUAGAACUGUACCGAGAACAUAAGGAGCAUGGCGAAAAUUCUGGCGCAAAACAACUAGAAAUUCUGCCCUUUCAUCCUGAAGACAUAGUGUUCACGCCGGAUGCAGCUGGCUAUUUGCCUCUAGUGGCUACCAGUUCCUGGCUAGACAUUUGCUCAGAGGAUGAUAAGUUCGCAAAACUUUCAGAGAAGGUUCUACUUCAAGAAAUUUCGUUUGCUUCAUUUUGUGGGGUGCGAAAUGUUCUUAUCUGGGGACCGCAAUCGGAUAUUGCCGAUAGUUUGCAUACUCGGUUCAUAGAAGUGAUCCAGAAGGCACUUAAAAUUGACCCCUCAGUCGAGAUUUCCGUGGUGGUGUCCAUGAAUAAACAUGAACAAUGGAGAUCAUGGAAAAGAUGGGAUUAUCUUCGAUCUGAGUCUGUGAUGAUUGACGAGUAUCUCCCGAAUUUGUCCGUCCAGAUAAGAUGGGCAUCGGAACCCAUUCGUUUUGUUCUCUUUGAUAAGGAAGUUUUCAAAUACGAUGACGAAAGAAGUCUCUACCUCGAAGAAAUCCAAGAAACGUUCGUAGCUGAUUUGCUGCGCCGAAGAAAUUGUCCCGACAUUGUGGUAGGCCUCCCACUCGGUAACAAAAGCAGUACAGCGUGCCAUUGCAAGGACAUUCUCACAUCACAAGGCACUGAAUCAACUGAAAUAUUGAGCAAGGUACUUGAACCGUUUUCUGAAUAUUUCACUCGUCUUCGCUCAUGCCUAGAACCUUUCAACAUUGUCGAGGAGUACGCAAUGGACUAUCAAUAUGACGAUAGUCUCCAGGAAACUAGCCGACCUGCUACCGAAAUAUUGAAAAAUUCCACAUAUUCAGCAUUUGAAGAAGACCCAGUUAAGUAUGAUCUAUACCAAAAAGCCAUCAUGGCAGCGUUGCGAGAUUGGAAGCUCAGCGGUAAGAGUACAUCAGGCCUCCACGGUGCAGUUUUAGUUGCAGUCCUUGGAGCCGGUCGAGGUCCUCUUGUCACACGUGCGCUUCGGGCGAGUGAAGCAGAAGGUGUCUCUAUUGAUAUCUGGGCUGUGGAGAGAAAUCCGAACACCAUUUGCCUUCUUCAUCAACAAAAUGAAAACGAAUGGCAGAGCAGGGUCAGCAUCGUUCAUUCUGAUGUCCGACUUUGGAACGGUCCAACUGUGCUACAACAAGGAGAAAGUCGUACGAAGAAGGCAACGUCGAUCGACAUUAUGGUAUCGGAGAUGUUAGGUGACUUCGGAGAUAACGAGCUAGCUCCUGAAUGCCUCGAUGGCGCGCUUCAUCUCCUGGCGCCAUGGGGUCUUUCAAUUCCGUCGUCAUUUACCACAUUCAUCACUCCAGUCUUUAGUCCAGCCCUGUAUAGUAAGGUCCUAGCCCGGAAACAGGUCGGAGAACCCACUGCUUUUGAAAUACCAUAUUGGACUUGGUUUCGGAGUGUAGAUUAUCUCUCAAUAGGCAAAGGGUCUGGCGUAGCCGGUAGCCAGAAUGGCUAUCGGUCUACUUUGACAAGCGAUAACAGAAGAGCAAUAGGUCGACUCCAACGUCCGAUACCAAAGGUUCUGCCUGUCUGGACAUUCUCGCAUGAUCCAAAAUCACGACCAAAUAAUUCCUCGCUUAACUCCCACAACUCACGAUACGGCGAAAUUCUCUUCGACAUUGGGAACGCAGGGACCUGCCAUGGUCUUGCUGGAUACUUUGAGUGUAUACUUUAUCCUGGAAUCGAAUUGAGCACAAAUCCAAAUACCAUGGAUGAGAAAAGCCCCAACAUGACGAGUUGGCUCACUAUGUACUUCCCACUGAAGGAACCAUUGUCUCUCUAUGAGAGGUCCAAAUUGAAAGUCUCUAUGGCCCGAAAGACAGACAGCGAGAAGGUAUGGUAUGAAUGGAUCCUCGAAAACAUACCGUCCACAGACUGCUGGACUAAUCAAGUCGCCCACCAAGAAAAGUUAGCUACAACGGGUAUCCACAGCAGUUACAGGGUUGCAUACAGCAUUUGGAGAGAUGAGGGAACCAGCAUGAAUUUCACGUGCAAGUAACAGAAAUAGAGGGAGAGUGCUUUGGAGCUUUGACAUUGGAGCAGACUCAGGAUGGAGUAUAAAGAUAGAAUAGAUGGUAAUUCAUUCAGCUCACCCUACUCUCGUUUACCCCGAAGAGCAAAAUAAAAUCCUCAGUAUCUGUAUGAAUUUAGCAAGGCAUAAAAUAAUUGAAGAAAUGGAAAGACCGAAGUUGAA
Messenger RNA from Verruconis gallopava, 2304 nucleotides. RefSeq lists its product as uncharacterized. Gene Ontology annotation, biological process: peptidyl-arginine N-methylation; regulation of DNA-templated transcription. Gene Ontology annotation, cellular component: nucleus; cytosol. The transcript is spliced from 4 exons. Lineage: Eukaryota; Fungi; Ascomycota; Dothideomycetes; Venturiales; Sympoventuriaceae. Bases 1 to 2109 code for a protein of 702 amino acids. The record is from RefSeq and is a predicted model, not a curated record.